Molecule: messenger RNA, 651 nt
Organism: Ceutorhynchus assimilis (cabbage seed weevil)
Lineage: Eukaryota; Metazoa; Arthropoda; Insecta; Coleoptera; Curculionidae
Source: the annotation of a GenBank genome assembly
AUGAAAUUUUUGAGAUUUUUUUUGGUAUUAGGUGCCAAUCUAUUGGUCCCAUCUUUGGCAAUAGGCCUUAGAAACGAUCCUACACCAUCAACAAGUACCGCAGUACCACCUCCAGAAAGACGCCUUAGAAACGAUCCUACACCGUCAACAAGUACCACAGUACCACCUCCAGAAAGACGCCUAAGAAACGAUCCUACACCCUCAACAAGUACUUCAGCACCUCCUCCAGAAAGACCACCAUGUCCAGCGGAUUGUCCACACCCCCUGUUUGUCCCUGACAGGGAUUGUUGCAAAUAUUGGCAAUGCAACUGCGGAACAGGUACCCUAUUGAGUUGUCCAUCUGGUCUGAACUGGAACCCUGUUUUGGAUACUUGUGAUUGGCCAGGAUCGGCCCGUUGUACUGGUCAAGGCUGGCGCAAGGCAGAUUUGAAAUGCCCGAAAAAUUCUUCAUCGGAUGAGGAUGAUUCAUCAAAUAAUUCAUCACAAGAGGAAAAUUCAUCAAAUAAUUCAUCACAAGAGAAAAAUUCAUCAAAUAAUUCAUCACAAGAGAAAAAUUCAUCAAAUAAUUCAUCACAAGAGAAUUCAUCAAAUAAUUCAUCACAAGAGAAUGAUUCAUCAAAUGAGGACAAGUCAUCUAAUGAGAAUAAUUGA